This is a messenger RNA of Aspergillus costaricaensis CBS 115574, 444 nucleotides long. RefSeq lists its product as uncharacterized. The transcript has 2 exons. The coding region runs from base 1 to 444 and encodes 147 amino acids. The record is from RefSeq and is a predicted model, not a curated record. NCBI's taxonomy places the organism in Eukaryota, Fungi, Ascomycota, Eurotiomycetes, Eurotiales, Aspergillaceae.
AUGAGUACUCCGUAUGAGACAAGCAUAUACAUAGUAACUACUACUACGGGCGCCGUAGUCCGGGCGUAUUCAGAGAUCCUGGCGGAUCCUCCUUCUGAUCCUCCCAUGAUCGUGGUUGCUAUGGGGGAAGGGCGGAAGGGAGGGGACUACUCCGUACUCCGGACUAUCUACCUCUCUCCCUUUUUGGUGCCAAGGCCAGCUGGACGUGGGUCCCCCCGAUCGACCCUCUCAACCGUUUCGGAAAAUGAAUGCAGCUCUAGGGUGUUUGUUGGGGGGGAGCCCGGUUUGCUCCGGGCCUCAACUGAAGCCCUCGGCUGUGGCUCACCGCCGGGCCCGAAGCAGGCUAGUGGCCGCUGUGCCUUGAUCAGGUUUAGCGCCAUCCCCAAUCGGCCGAUGGCGGGCGGUGAUUGGAUCUCAUUGGGUUCCUGGUUGUUGCGGUGGUGA